Messenger RNA from Portunus trituberculatus (swimming crab), 2376 nucleotides. RefSeq lists its product as uncharacterized. The coding region runs from base 136 to 2376 and encodes 746 amino acids. The record is from RefSeq and is a predicted model, not a curated record. Lineage: Eukaryota; Metazoa; Arthropoda; Malacostraca; Decapoda; Portunidae. The transcript has 13 exons.
AUUCAUGCAGCAGCACAAACCCUAGAUAGAGGCGGAGGAACGUCACAGCUCCGUCUCCCACUAUAACUUCACUAUUUCCGCCAUUAUUACAAGAGCCAGGAGGUCGGCGAUAUUUCCACAAGGCAGGGGCGCAGAAUGGCCUCCUCGUCCAAGAAGAUCACCUACACAAGUGAUUUUAAGUUGAAAGUCCUCGAUUAUUACUUCAAACAUGGAGGGGAUGACCAUUUUGGGCUUAAGAAGAAGACAGCUGGCCAUUUUAACAUUGACAAGAAGACUAUCAACAGAAUGCUGAACAAUCCCGACAUGGUGAAGAGAGCAAGGCGUUUGAUCACCAAGAAAUCUUCCUCCUCCUCCUCCUCCUCCUCCGUCAAACCCUCCUCUUCCUCCUCCUCCUCCUCCUCCUCUUCCUCCUCUAAAACCAAAGGAGGAGGAGGAGGAGGAGGAGGGAAGCAAGUGAAAGGAGGGAAGAGUUUGGGGUCCGGAGGAAGACUAAGUGGAGGUAAAGGAGGAGGAGGAGGAGGAGGAGGAGGAGGAGGAGGAAGUUCAUCAUCUUCUUCUGGAGGAGGUGGAAUGUCAACAGGUGGAGCAGGAGCAAUGGGCAACACCGCAGCCACCACCACCACCACCACCACCAGGAUGCGGUGCGGGGGACAGAAUUCGGAGCAGAAGGUGAAGAUUUUGGAGCUGCCUGAAGAUCCAGACUACUCUCAGCUGAAGCGAUCGAUAGGUGCGUCUGUCAAUGGUGUGGCAAAUGUGGCCAACCUCCUGGUGACUGCCACAGAUGAGGUGCGGAAACUGAUCUUAAAUGAGUGUGACAUGAUCCUGGAGUGCAAGGUGUGUCAGAAUCUCUUCCGUUCGGUGGUGAAUUUUCUCGCACACAAAAGGAUUUAUUGCCAAGACCAGUUCGCCGAUGUCCGGACGCUGUUCCAUAGGGACAACACACAGGGGAUCACCAGCCAGUCAGGAACGGUGGUGGUGGAGCCCGAGCCACCACCACCACCGCCACCACCACCACAAUCACCACCACCACCCCUGCCGACCCCUGACCCCCACAGACCCCCCCUGCCAGCCCCCCCUGCCAGUGCCAAAGGUCGCGGGAUUGAGUCGAUUGCGGCAAGGCUGGCAGGUCGAAGGUCAGGUGGUGGUGGUGGUGGUGGUAGAGGUCAUGUCGCUACCUCCAGCGCGACCUACACUGGCUCGGCAAAAUAUUUUCAAAGGCUUCACCAGGUAAGCCAGCAGAGGGACAAGUUAAGCCAGGACUGCACUGUGGUGUUAGAGGAUAUACGAGGUGUAGCUAAUGCCAAACUGCAGACCUUCCUACCACACACCACAGCCACAGCAGCCACCACAGCAACCGCCACAGCCACCACAGCCACAGGCCAGCAUAUGAGCCAGCUGCUGGAGGAGGUGUCUCGGCGGGGGUGUGGGGUGAGUGUGGCCCUGGAUCAGCGGGGGGAGGUGGUGAAGACAGUGCCGGGCAACGUGGAGGCAAUGGAGGUGGACAAGCCAGUGCAAGUGCCAGACAGCAGUGCCAAGACUGCCAGCCAACUCAUUUGUAGACUGUGCAACACCCGGUUCGCAACACCCAAGACACUCUCGGUACACCAGCGUUCACACCACGGACUCAAGAGAUUGGUGUAUACGUGUCCCAUCUGCCAAGCUGUCUUCAUUAGCAUGUGGGGCGUUUUGAAGCAUCUGGAGAAGUCUCACAAGAAGACUAAAUACCAGAUUGAACGCUUGAAAAAAGUCAUUCGGAAAAACGUCAUCAAAAAAUCGGUGUUUAGAGCAGGGAAGGAGGAGGAAGAAGAAGAGGAGAAGGAGGAGGAGGAGGAGGAGGAGGAGAAGAAGGUGGUGAAGGAAGAACAGGAGGAAGAGGAGGAGGAGGAGGAGGAUAGGAGGAGGAAGAGUAACGCCAGGCUGGAGGGAAGAGGAGGAAGAAGCUUAAAUAAAAUGACCACCACCACCACUGCCACCACCACCACCACCACCACCACCACCUCCAGGACGGUUAUCUCCAAACUUGCGUCUAAGCGAGAGGAGGAACGGCGCAGCAAAACCACCACAGCCACAGCCACCACAGCAACCACCACAGCACCACCGACCCCUGAGCACCGCUGUGGCAAAUGUGAGCGUAAAUUUAUGACCCCACAAGCACUGAUCUCCCACGAAAAAUUUUGUUCCUUGCAGCAAAUGAAACCUCGCUCCGUAAUCCUUCCAAAAUCACCUUUAAACCCUAAAUUACGUUCGGAAACCCCAGAGAAGCGGAUUGCCAUACAGAUAAGGAAGGAUUACAAGAAGACGCACCCCGGCCCAGUGUCUCCCGGCCCCGAUGGCACUCCAGGGGCCAAGAAGUGCCAGAGAGUGCCAGUAAAGUAG